UGUCAGUUUUGCUGAUCUGGUCGUGUCACAUGCAGAUGAGCCGGUCCAACUCGACGGCCCGCUACCAGGAUGACGACAUACCCUUGACACCAUACGAGUAUUCCACGGAGAUGGACUACAGCGGGUUGGAAUACAUUUGCGAAAAGGACUCCAACCGCAACUUCCGUACCUGGUUCCUACCCACCAUCUACACCGCCAUUUGUCUCCUGGCUCUCUUUGGGAACUUUCUGGUCAUCUUGACCUACCUCUACUUCAAACGGCUGAAAACCAUGACCGACGUCUAUUUGUUUAAUCUGGCAUUGGCUGACCUGCUAUUCGCCAUUUCUCUUCCCUUCUGGGCGGCCAGUUUCAUGAGCAAAUGGCAUUUGGGUCUGUAUCCGUGCAAGGCAAUGUUUACCAUCUAUAAAGUCAGUUUCUUCAGCGGUAUGUUCCUUCUCACCUGCAUCAGCAUCGACCGCUAUUUCUCCAUCACCAAGGCGGUGUCCGCCCAUCGGUGCCGCAACACUGCGGUCUUUUACGGCCAGGUGUCUUCCCUGGUAACCUGGGUGUUGGCGGUGGCCUUUUCCAUACCUGACAUGGUGUUCUCUGAGGUCAACAUCAACGGCACGUGCGUGGCAACCGGCAAGCGCUUCCUAGACUACCACUACAACAUGCUAGUGAGUCAGAUGGUCCUGGGCUUCAUACUUCCAGCCGUCGUCAUGGUGUUCUGUUACGUUAGCAUCAUCAAAACUCUCACCCAAGCCAAGAACUUUGAGAGGAAUAAAGCCUUCAAAGUCAUCAUCGCCGUGGUCGCCGUCUUUGUGUUCAGUCAACUACCCUAUAACGCAGUGAUGGGGGUGACCACGGAGGAAACGACGGAUUGCCAAAAAGACAACAGUCGCCUUUAUGCCAUGGACGUGACGAGAGCCGUGGCUUUUCUGCGCUGCUGUGUCAAUCCCUUCCUGUAUGCCUUCAUCGGCGUGAAGUUUCGAAACGAUCUCCUGAAGUUACUGAAGGACUUGGGCUGUCUUAAGAAGAGCCAUCUCCUGUACACUCGCUGUGGAAGACGGCGAUCCUCGGUUGCCCUGGAAACGGAAACCACGUCGUUCUCUCCCUGAAUCAUUCCCAUGCUUGUCCAUUUGCUCCAUGCUGAAAUGCUUUGUUAGCUUCUAUCAAAUAAUACCGAAGUGAAAGUUUAAGGUGAAAAAACUCUGUGCUUUUUUAUUUUGUACAGUGCAAACCUGUACCUGUUUUGUAACCGAUAGCCUAUGACUUCUAGUUUCUGACAUUCUUUGAAAAGAUGAUUUUAUAGAACAGGGUUUUCGGUAUAUGUACAGAUGUAAAUACACACGUGACUCAUUAACAACAAAACUAUUUUCUUUUCUUUUUUUUUACAAAACUUGUUGAUCGUAUUGUUAAACUGAAUAAAUCUUAAUGCUCCA
This is a messenger RNA of Triplophysa dalaica, 1421 nucleotides long. It is a transcript of the gene ccr7, whose product is annotated as chemokine (C-C motif) receptor 7. Gene Ontology annotation, cellular component: membrane. Gene Ontology annotation, biological process: immune response; G protein-coupled receptor signaling pathway; chemotaxis. NCBI's taxonomy places the organism in Eukaryota, Metazoa, Chordata, Actinopteri, Cypriniformes, Nemacheilidae. Gene Ontology annotation, molecular function: chemokine (C-C motif) ligand 19 binding; chemokine (C-C motif) ligand 21 binding; C-C motif chemokine 19 receptor activity. The coding region runs from base 30 to 1097 and encodes 355 amino acids. The record is from RefSeq and is a predicted model, not a curated record. The transcript has 2 exons.